ACAUCUCACAGAAGGGCCUUGCCCGUGCUGCUAAGAUGCUACGUUUGAAAUUAAACAAGGGACCUUGCAACCUCAAAUCUACUACACUCUAUGAUGGCUCCAUCCUCGAGUUUGAUUCUAGGCUGCAAGACAUUGACGUCGGCACUUGCUUAGAGGUCAUUGAACACAUGGAGGAAGAUCAAGCCUGUCAAUUUGGGAAAACAGUUCUAACCUUGUUCCGCCCGAAACUUCUGAUUAUCUCCACACCAAACUACGAGUGCAACAAAAUUCUACAUAAGCGUGCUCCAGACAACUCAGAAAAGAAAUCCAUUUCACAGCCACUCCAGUUCAGGAACCAUGGACAAGGAAACAGUUUAACCAGUGGGCAACUAAGCUCGCCAAAGGCUACCACUACAGCGUCGAGUUCAGCGGUGUUGGUGGGUCUGGCAUAAUAGAUCCCGGAUUUGCUUCUCAGAUUGCUAUUUUUAGACGGAAAUCUUUGUCGGCUGUUAAAAGGAAGGACUCGGAAGGCUCGAUGCGGCCUUAUCAAGUCACUUGGGAAUGGACAAGAAGAAAUGGAGACAAAAAAGACUAAUCUUUGGUUUACAAGAGUAUCAUCAACCAGAAUAGACUUGUUUCCUUUUUCGUUUAGCUUCUUUUUGAGUUUGUCGAUUUUAUUACUGUUUGAAAUCUCCAUGUUUCUUCUGUAUCACACUCUUUGUCUUUGGUCUUUGAUGCUUAAUAUGAUAAAAAACUGUGUCAAUUACACAGAAGUCACA
Molecule: messenger RNA, 758 nt
Organism: Camelina sativa (false flax)
Lineage: Eukaryota; Viridiplantae; Streptophyta; Magnoliopsida; Brassicales; Brassicaceae
Source: RefSeq, a predicted model, not a curated record